AUGAAAAUUUUGUGGAAGUUCUCGGAGAUUGUUGUUGUUGUUGUUGUUGUUGGUUUCCGAACACUUGUACUCGAAUUCAUGUUUGAGUGUCGUCGUGUUGAUGUUAUCAUCAUCUGCAUGGAUUGCAAGUUUACCAAGCUCUCUAGGACUACGGUGUUUGCUGACCCAGUGGAGAGGGCCCAAAAUAGCACUGCAAAAUGCCGGAACGGUUUCGAAAGGCCCGACCCCCAUCUGCAUUUGAUCCGAACAUGGAAGGUGAGGGUUGGAGACAUGGUAGAGAUAAUAAGUGGAAAAGACAAGGGAACUCAGGGGGAGAUCCUACAGACUGAUUACCGUCGUAACAUGGUGAAGGUGCGAGGAGCUAAUCUAAGACGGAUGAAGGAUAAGGAUGGAAAUGAUUAUCAAAUUGAAAAGAAGAUUCAUUACAGUAACGUUAACUUACUCGAUCCGGUAUUCAAGAAGCCAACAAGAGUGGACCUGAGAUGGACGGAGGAUGGGCAGUUGUGUAAGGAUGAAUGA
Perkinsus marinus ATCC 50983 is the source of this 519-nucleotide messenger RNA. RefSeq names its product 60S ribosomal protein L24, putative. Lineage: Eukaryota; Perkinsozoa; Perkinsida; Perkinsidae. The record is from RefSeq and is a predicted model, not a curated record. The transcript has 6 exons. Gene Ontology annotation, biological process: translation. Bases 1 to 519 code for a protein of 172 amino acids. Gene Ontology annotation, cellular component: mitochondrion; ribosome. Gene Ontology annotation, molecular function: structural constituent of ribosome; RNA binding.